Messenger RNA from Cavia porcellus (domestic guinea pig), 4588 nucleotides. Its product is annotated as NADH-cytochrome b5 reductase 2. Bases 163 to 1080 code for a protein of 305 amino acids. Gene Ontology annotation, molecular function: oxidoreductase activity; FAD binding. The record is from RefSeq and is a predicted model, not a curated record. The transcript is spliced from 9 exons. NCBI's taxonomy places the organism in Eukaryota, Metazoa, Chordata, Mammalia, Rodentia, Caviidae.
GGCCCUGCAGGGCUGGAGCGCAGCGCGGGUCACGCGAGGGCGAACCCUCCACCCUCCACCCGGCGGCGCUCGGGCCGUGGAGUCCGUCGCCGAGGCCGGCCGCUACCGGCGUCCACUCGGUCCCCCGCGCAGAGCUCCCCGCGGGAGCCCCAGAUCCCAAACAUGCUGGGCGCCUGGCUGCGGGACCCAUCCAUGCUGCUGGCCAUCACUGUCAUCGGGGUCACAGUGCUACUGUUUGCCCUGAAGAGCAUGAACUCCAAGAGGAAAGAUCUCAUCACCUUACAGGAUCCUGACUCCAAGUACCCACUGCCCUUGAUUGAGAAAGAGCAAAUCAACCACAACACCCGGAGGUUCCGCUUUGGACUGCCCUCGCUGGACCAUGUCUUAGGGCUUCCUGUAGGGAACUAUGUCCACCUCUUGGCCAGAAUUAAUGGUGACUUGGUGAUCAGAGCUUACACACCUGUCUCCAGUGAUGAUGACCGAGGCUUUGUGGACUUGAUUAUAAAGAUCUACUUCAAAAAUGUGCACCCUAAAUAUCCUGAAGGGGGGAAGAUGACUCAGUACUUGGAGAACAUGAAGAUUGGAGACACCAUCCUUUUUCGAGGGCCGACUGGGCAACUGUUCUACCAAGGGCCAGGGAGACUUGCAAUCAAACCAUACAAAAUGAGCCAGCCUGAAAAAAAACUAGUCCGUCACUUGGGAAUGAUUGCUGGUGGCACAGGCAUCACACCCAUGCUGCAGCUCAUUCGCCAUAUUACGAAGAACCCCAGUGACAAGACCCGAAUGUCCCUGCUGUUUGCCAACCAGACAGAAGAGGAUAUCUUGAUGAGAAAGGAGCUUGAAGAACUUGCCAGUACUCACCUAGACCAGUUCAGUGUAUGGUACACUCUGGACAGGCCUCCCGUCGAGUGGAACUACAGCUCUGGCUUUGUUACUGCCAACAUGAUAAGGGAGCACCUCCCUCCCCCUGGGAAGGGCACACUCAUCCUGGUGUGUGGCCCCCCACCCCUGAUCCACACAGCUGCGCACCCCAGCCUGGAGAAGCUGGGUUAUACGAAGGACAUGAUUUUCACUUACUAACACCUGUGUUCUUCACAAGUGUCCCAGGUCCCCCUCCUGUUUCAGAGUGAUUUGAUUUCACCAGGUUAAACUGGGAUGUUUGCAAAAGUGCCUCCUUGUGCCUCCUUGUGCAUGCCUACCAGGGCAUCUCUGUUUUGGGUGUGGGCUCCAGAAGGGAUCAAGGCACUAGAAAAAAACAGCUUCUGAGGCUCCUUGGCUUGAAUAGUGGAAAGAGCUCCAUUAUCAUACCUUUCUCUAUAGUCUGGUGAAAUAAACUUAAGUUCUCAGGACAUGUGACUCUGUGGGGCCCUGCGGAAGGUCAGGAGGCCACGUCUGUGGUACUUAGUUGGCUUCUGCGUAAUGGCAGGGGUCAGAGUGGGCAACUCUGGCAACGGUGCCGGAGUAGAACACAAGUGGGGUUGCAUCAGUGCCACUGACCUCUCUAGAACCCCUCUCCUCAGACCUCUGUGUUUUUUGUUGUUUCUUUUGGUACCAGGGAUCAAACCUUGCACUUGCCAAGUAGGCAUUUGUGCCACUGAGCUAAACCCCUGGCUCUUAAGAGAGCACUGCUUUUAAGGCCAAACCUACAAGAGUCCUCAGGCACCCUCCAUGUGAGGUCUUCCUUCCUUCCUUCCUUCCUUCCUUCCUUCCUUCCUUCCUUCCUUCCUUCCUUCCUUCCUUCCUUCUUUCCUUCCUUCCUUCCUUCAUUCCUUCCUUUCCUUGUGGGACCCCUUGAAACAAGAAUGGGUAGGUGGCCCAGGGACUCCUUCCAGCCUCCUCCUGAGUUGUGCAUGGCAGAUGAGAGUGCAGCCUGCUUUUUUCCCCAGCAUCCUCCUGGCUGCACCCUGGCAUUAGGCUGAUCAGGAGUGGUUAUAUUCAGAAACUUCUCAACCUACAGCUCCUAGAAGCUCUGCCUAAAUCCUAUCACUAAACUAAGCAUACAAGGAACCACUGUAGCCAUCUUCAGAGCCAGGACAACACAUUGCUGCUGUUACCUGAGUGGUCAUGACCAUUUCUGCAGAAUUUCAUAUAAUUCUCAGAAAAGAACAGAGAUCCUGUUAGGAUUUUGCCCUUCACAUAAUGGACAUGUGUGAGGAGACAAACUCAGAGACUAAGUGCUCUGAAGUCAUUCAGCCACUGUGUGGCAGAGCUGAUUUUAAAUUCCAAAUUAUUCAUUUUCCUUUUCACAAAAACUGACAUAACAGCAGCAGUGUUGGAAGUUGGUGCCACUGAUUUGUUACAUGCAUGAGCAUGUUUGCACGCAUGCAUGUCUGUGUGGGCAUGAAGGAGGGUAGAAGGGAACAGAAGAGGCUGAGGAGAGAGGCAUGUGAUUCUAGGGAGCUCUGCAGCACAGCUGUAUCUUGGAGUUUGGCCCACAGGUCUCAAGGGUCUGUGGAGUGGGGCGGGGAGGGAUGGCAUGGCCAGCGUGCAUGUACCCACUUGUUUAGCACGUCCUCAAGGAAUUCCUUGUUCUGCUGGGUAUGUCACAAUAAGCAAGAUCCUACCCUUAGAUACUUUACAAAAUGCAGAUCUGGCCUUGCAUUUCAACUGCUUUCAAUCCUUCUCUGCUUUUGUUCUAAUCCCCAUCCCAGCCACUUCCUACCUCUGGGACAUAUUCCAGGGGCCUUUCUUGUAAGGUUUUUAUUGAUUGUACACCUGACCACAUCAGAUUUUUCCUUCCCCAAGCCUCCCACUGUGACCUCAGUCUCUGCCCCAGUGGUUCUCAAAAGGGGCAAAUUUGCCCCUUGGAAUAUUUGACAAAGUCUGGGGUUAUUUCAGUUAUCACAACUGGAGGUCAGGUGCUACUCGCAUCUGCAGAGUAGAGGUCAACGAUACUGGCCAGCAGGACCUUGAUCAAGAAGCAGUUUGAGGGCCAGUUUGGGCUUCUCUUUGUAAAAACAGCGGUCUAUAGCAGGUGCCCAGGGGGUUUGUGCCCAGGGGGUUUGUGCUGAGGGAGGGUUAUGAUAGGACAACACAGAAUUGCAAGGCUGGUUGUACAGCUUUGAGACGAGGGAGAACGGCACAUUGAGGCAGAGUUGAACUCCAAUUAGAAAAGAAGUGAAGGCUUCCUGAGGGAUGCAGGAGAGGGAGAGUUUGUGCUGGGCCUUGACGGGCAGGAUUUGGCCUCACGAAGGUGACUGGGAGAAAAGGGAAUGUCACAGAGCCAAGGCCAAAUGGUGGGCUCAAAGAAGGCAGAGGACACUGAAGGGCCUGGGUGGUCACCUGUGGAAAUUCUGGAAUUGAGUUCUGAGCAGGACGGUGCCAGGCGUGACAGGAUUAAAAGUGCUUUGGGAAGGUCGCCUCGGGAACGGAGGGGAAUGGUGGGGACCAGUUGAAAAGGCGAAGGACCACAUAAGAGAUCAGCUUCAGUAAUCAGAUGACUCGAACUACAGUGGCCAUGCAGUGGGAGGAAAGGGGCACCCUGGGGAUUCGAUGGUGCUCCUCCCUCCUCCCAGGAGGGAGACAGCAGAAAGGGAGCGGCAGGCUUGAUUGGAAAAAUGGCCAGUUGCGGGAGCAACGUUGUUGCCCAAGAGACUUCCACUAGGGGGCGCUGCGUGAUCAGACAUUACCCAUGAGGCUGCAGAGGGAAAAGCUGUACCUCUUUUGGGAGACUGGAGGACCCUACAUUAUCAAGCCUUGAAUACGUGUUCCUGUGGAGACGUCUCUGAGACUCCCAGUUACCAUUUCACCCAACUCAUCACAGAUCACUCAGAACAUAGUUCCAGAAUAUGCUUCCUCCAGCAGCGGUUUUAUGGACUCACAGCGCCUCCCCUUUCGUGUACACACAAACAGCCUCCUGGCUGUCAUCAGGAACAGCAUGAGCCAUGGAGCAUGGUGCUGGUAUCUUGUUGUUCCCCCCACAAAAGAGGUUUGUAGUCCUUGUAUAAAAGUAAAAAAGCUGCAGUGAAGAGCACAGCAUGACUAAAAGCUCCUUGGGACCCCGAGGCCACCUUCUGACAACCUGUGCCACUGCUCUGCUCUGCUGCAGUCAGCACCCAGGUCCGAGAUGCCCCGCCAGCCCCAUCUGCAGUCUGGGCUCCGCAAUGGCUGUGUGCCAGGUCCCCUCCGAGGCAAAGAUGGGGCUCCACACGUGCCUCUCCGGGCUCUCAGCCACAAAGAAUGUCAUCUCCAGUCAUCAGAGUUGGGGGCAGUCAGGCAAGAGUCACUCAGCAGCUGGUCCUGGCUCAGCAAGGUCUGAAAGGACACAGCCAAAGGGGCGGUUUAACAGAGUUUGGGUUCAGGCUGCUGCCACAGCUACAGCAGAGGAAGCAAGGGGCACUGGACGUGGUUCAUGUCUGACACUGGUGCCCUGUGGGUUCACGGUGUCCCACAGACCCUAAGCAUUGGGUCGGAAUAAAUAGCACUGCUAAGAUAAAAAUAAACUGCUCACUGUAGAGGCAAUCUUGCUCUUUGAAAAAGCCACCAAAGGCCUCUUAGAUCAUUCAUAGGUUCAAGGCCGAGCAGAGACCUUUCAGUGUGUAGGCCAAAAAAAGCAAAGUUGCAUUAAAGUGAAUCUGCUUAGACACAG